CCCGUGUCAUCCCCGAAAUAAGCGAUACAAGUUCACCGUGUGCUCUGCCUUAUGAGUUUUCACAUAAAAGGACUGGUUAUUGAAAGCAGCCCCCUUCGCUGCGUUCGAAGCAUCGGGGCACACUCCAGCAGACAUGUUCCCUGUUGCAUCUUUGCUUACUACCGUCCUUCUCGCGUUGUCCACCGCGGCCAGCCCGGUUGAGAUUCGCUCUCCGUUGAUCACGCUACCGUUCGCAAGGAGCCUCAACACAAGGGGUGGUACCGUCAACCUCCUGCAGCAUGAUCAAGUCCGCGCAACUGCUCUUCGUGAUCGGGGCAAUGCCAUUGCCGCUGGGCGUCUUGACCGUCGCCAGAGCAACAUGCCCAUCACCACUUUCGAAGCGGCCGGUUACAUUGCAGCGGUUGGUGUUGGUAGCCCCGCUACUACUUACAACCUGAUCGUCGACACCGGAUCUUCAAACACCUGGGUUGGGGCCGGAACUCCCUACAAAGUGACGAAUACCAGCGUGGAUACUGGCGAACCUGUAUAUGUCCCCUAUGGCUCUGGCUCCUUCUCUGGAACGGAAUAUACCGACACCGUUACCCUCGGGUCUCUCACCAUAACCAAGCAGUCAAUAGGUGUUGCUUCGACGUCGACUGAUUUCUCAGGAGUAGAUGGCGUCCUCGGGAUAGGUCCGGAAGAUUUGACCCUGGGUAGUUUGACUAAUGAGCCAUCCACUGAAAUCCCUACCGUUACCCAGAACCUUUACACGGAAGGCAAGAUUCCCGCCGAAAUUGUUGGUGUUUCCUUUGAACCUUCCACCACCACGUCAUCCAUGAACGGAGAGUUGACGUUCGGUGGUAUCGACACCAGUAAAUACAACGGUGUCUUGACUUACACUCCCCUCACCACCACGAGCCCGGCUUCGUACUACUGGGGUAUUAACGAGAGCAUUACCUAUGGUUGGACGACCAUCUUGUCGACAACCGCUGGUAUUGUUGACACUGGUACCACUUUGAUCCUCAUUGCUACGGACGCCUUCAACCAGUACCAGUCUUUGACUGGUGCCGUGAGCGAUUCCGCCACCGGCAUGUUGCGAAUCACCACUUCGCAAUACAGUGCGCUCCAGAACCUCUACUUCAACAUUAACGGUGUCACCUAUACCCUGACUCCUAAUGGCCAGAUCUGGCCCCGUUCCCUCAACACGUAUAUUGGUGGCAGCUCCUCUUACGUGUACCUCAUCGUCAACGACAUUGGAUCAAACUCUGGCUCAGGCCUGGACUUCGUUAAUGGCAAGGGUUUCCUCGAGCGGUUCUACAGUGUCUUCGACACCACCAACUCUCGUGUCGGCCUCGCCACGACCUCAUAUACUUAUGCUAUCAUAAACUAAGCAUUUACAUAAUAAGUUGCAGGGGGGUAAGGUCCGGUGUGGACUUUUGCAAGUAAGGUGCUCUGCGAUGGUAACUAGGACUCUGUACAUAUCUGGAUUCGCCUGCGACCUUUCCAUGGGCAUGUUGUAACUUAUCUCCGAUAUAUUGGCUACAAUUGUUGCAGACCAAGAUACUUGCGGUUUAUUCGGAAUGGAGAGGUCACCCACUUCGCUGAA
Messenger RNA from Pisolithus orientalis, 1585 nucleotides. Its product is annotated as aspartic peptidase domain-containing protein. The coding region runs from base 134 to 1369 and encodes 411 amino acids. NCBI's taxonomy places the organism in Eukaryota, Fungi, Basidiomycota, Agaricomycetes, Boletales, Pisolithaceae. The record is from RefSeq and is a predicted model, not a curated record. The transcript has 9 exons. Gene Ontology annotation, molecular function: aspartic-type endopeptidase activity. Gene Ontology annotation, biological process: proteolysis.